AUGGGGUCCGGGCUGAGCAAGGACCGCGCAGCCAUCAUGUCGGGCAUCGACCAGGGCAGUCUGAAUGUCGUGAAGACCUGGCUCGACAAAUACACGUACGACGCGGCAAAAGACGGCGGGUCGAAGCUGGGCUUCGUCAACAAGAAGGGGCACACACCUCUGAUGUGGGCGUGCAAGCUCAACCGCAAGCACCUGAUCAAGCCGCUGCUGGCGGCUGGCGCGGACCCGAAUCUGCAAUCCUGGAAGAAAUCGAGCGUCGGCAGCGCGGUGCACGUCGCGUGCCGGGCUGGAACGCAGGAGGUCAUUCGCCGGCUCUGCAACGCGGGCGGCGACCCGUUCGUGUGCGACCUCAAGGGCAAAACGGGCUUCGACUACGCCUGCGCGUCCACGGUGGGCAAGGUCGACCUGCUCCGCACGGUGCAGGACUUCUGCCUCUUCUGCACGCCCAUGCGCGUGGAGCACUACGGCAUGGCGUCGCCGUCGUUCAAGGCCGCGCUAGUCAUCGUGGCUCCGCGCCGCCCCGCGCCCCCGCGCGGCGCCACGAUGCAGGCCCCCAAGGGCUCGGAGCCGUGGGAGAUGCUCAUCUUCGACGUCCACUCCUUCAAGCUCAAGACGCGCUUCGACCUCACGGGCGCGCGCGGCGAGAUGGAGAACAUCGACAAGGCGGCCGAGCCCGACGCCCGCCCCCGCAGCAUGGUCUUCUUCGCGAAAGCGCCGAAAAUCGGCCUCGGCGGCGUGCACCUGCGCCGGGACCCGUCCGUGCCGCACGGCGGCUACGUGCGCUUCGAGUCCGUCGGCGGCAAGGGGAAGGACGCCGAGGGCGCGCGGGACAUCGCGCGCGCCGCGGACGCGAACUGGCGGGCGCCGCUGCUGGAGGACUUCAAGAACGGGCGCGCGCCGGGGACCACGAAGCCGCCGGUGUCCGAGGCGGACGAACCGGAGGGCGGCAGCGAGGAGCAGCAGGACACGGCGGCGGCCGGGGCGAGCGAGACGCGGCGGCAGACGGCGGACGCGGACGGCGCGAAGGCGGGAGAGAUCAAGGUGACGAUUCAGGCGCCGGACACGUGA
Pedinophyceae sp. YPF-701 is the source of this 1068-nucleotide messenger RNA. Lineage: Eukaryota; Viridiplantae; Chlorophyta; Pedinophyceae. The record is from the annotation of a GenBank genome assembly.